Oryza brachyantha (malo sina) is the source of this 1887-nucleotide messenger RNA. RefSeq names its product flavin-containing monooxygenase FMO GS-OX-like 8. Bases 1 to 1455 code for a protein of 484 amino acids. The transcript has 3 exons. NCBI's taxonomy places the organism in Eukaryota, Viridiplantae, Streptophyta, Magnoliopsida, Poales, Poaceae. The record is from RefSeq and is a predicted model, not a curated record. Gene Ontology annotation, molecular function: N,N-dimethylaniline monooxygenase activity; flavin adenine dinucleotide binding; NADP binding.
AUGGACAUUCUAGAGAGAGUCUUGCAAGUUCUCGCCAUGAUGUGCGACAGCAAGCUGCCGGUGCAGUGGAAGAAUGUCUGCGUCGUCGGGGCAGGCAUGGCCGGCCUGGCGGCGGCGCGGGAGCUGCGCCGGGAAGGACACGCCGUGACGGUGCUGGAGCAGGGCGGCGACGUGGGCGGGCAGUGGCUGUACGACCCGCGCACCGACGGCGACGACCCGCUCGGCGCGGCGCCGGCGCCGGUGCGCGUGCACGGCAGCAUGUACGCGUCGCUCCGCCUCAUCAGCCCCCGCGAGUCCAUGGGCUUCACCGACUUCCCCUUCGUGCCCAGCUCAGGCGGCGGCCGCGACCCGCGCCGCUUCCCCGGCCACCGCGAGGUGUUCCUCUACCUCAAGGACUUCUGCAACGCGUUCGGCCUCAUGGACGCCGUCCGGCUCAACACCAGGGUCCUCCGCGUCGCCAUGGCGCCCCGUCGUCAAGGCCCCGCCGGCGGCGAGCCGAAAUGGGUGGUCAGGUCCGUACGCGUCGGCGAGCGCGAUGACACUGAAGUUCAAGAAGAGGUGUUCGACGCCGUCGUCGUCGCCACCGGACACUACUCGCAGCCCAGCCUUCCAACCAUCAAAGGAAUGGAGGUGUGGAGGCGACGGCAGCUGCACAGCCACUCGUACCGGCUGCCUGAGCCGUUCCGCGGCGAGGUGGUGGUCAUGGUGGGCUGCGGCGACAGCGGCAAGGACAUCGCGCUGGAGCUCAUCGGCGUCGCCAGGGAGGUGCACCUCACGGCCAAGUCCACGGAGGAGGCCACGACGCCGGCGAUGUCCAAGCUGCUCGCCAAGUACGCCAACCUUCACCUGCACCCGCGGAUCGAACACCUGCGCGAGGACGGGACGGUGGUGUUCGUCGACGGCUCGCGCGUCGUCGCCGACACGGUGAUGUACUGCACCGGGUACGUCUACUCGUUCCCGUUCCUGGAGACGGACGGGGAGGUCACCGUGCGCGACAACCGCGUGGGGCCGCUGUUCGAGCACGUGUUCCCGCCGGCGCUGGCGCCGUCGCUGUCGUUCGUCGGCGUUCCCAGGAAGGUGCCGGCGCCGUGGUUCUUCGAGGCGCAGGGGAAGUGGGUGGCGCAGGUGCUGUCCGGGAAGAGGUCGCUGCCGCCGGAGGAGGAGAUGACGCGUUCCGUGGAGGAGCACCACCGCGCCAGGGAGGCCGCCGGCGUGCCGGUGAAGUACACGCACGAGCUCGGCAGCAUCGAACCGCUGAAGUAUAUCGAGUUCGGGGAGAAGUACUGCGACUUCCCGCGCUACGAGGAUUGGAGGAGUGAGAUCAUCGUGUCCACCAUGAGGAACAGGGACCAAGACCUGGAGACCUUCCGCGAUCAGGCCUUGGAAGCUGGUGGUGAUCCUUCGCCUCUGCACGCCACGGCCAUGGCCAUGGCUAGCUCUCGAGCUCUCAACUGAACAGGUUCAGGUUCAGGCCAUGGCUGAAUUUGUAUCACCCGGAAUCGUGUAAAAUUUCUGGGCAUGCGAACAAUCAAGUCUCAUCUUUUGAGGAAGAACAUUGGCGGAGGAUAGACAAGUAAUUUUGGCACAUGAUUACUGCUGAUGAACAAGGGCUUCAGUGCUCUGAAGACUGAUGAAUAAACUUGUGGGGGAGUUCAGAAAGUAUUCCUGUUUUAUGAACCUAGCUGCAAUGGUGCAUGGCAAGUUUUUGUUUAGUGCUUCUUCAUUUUGCUCACUUUUUUCCUGACUGCAUCCAAUUAGCAUUCAUGACUGUUAAUCUGGUGAUAACAUUAUAUUAACUUGUGCAGAAAGCUCAAUGAAAAAUCUGAGUCUCCAGCCUGUGCAGAAAGCUUUCUGACCCAAUGAAUAUCUCCAAUAUCAGUCAGUCAU